Molecule: messenger RNA, 1508 nt
Organism: Cannabis sativa
Lineage: Eukaryota; Viridiplantae; Streptophyta; Magnoliopsida; Rosales; Cannabaceae
Exons: 2
Coding region: 515-1003 (162 amino acids)
Source: RefSeq, a predicted model, not a curated record
AAAUAAGGCAAGAUGCAGAAAAUAGAGACCCACCAGCUGCAGUGGUAUAUCCUGCUAUAGAGGCUAGACAUGAGUUGUUAGCAGAGAGAUUUCGAAAACAACACCCACCUGAGUUUCAGGGAGGCAUAGACCCGGUAGUGGCUGAGGAGUGGAUAAGUCGCAUAGAAAGCAUUUUGCAGAUGCUAAGGGUGGAUGGGAAUGACCGAGUGAAGUGUGCAUCUUACAUGCUGAGGAAAGAUGCUCGUAUCUGGUGGGAGGUGGUGGAACAAACAAAGGAUGUAGAUACCAUGAACUGGGACGAUUUCAAAAGGGUCUUUAAUGAGAAGUAUUAUAACUCAGCAGUUCUAGCAGCAAAGGUCGAUGAAUUUACUGGGUUAGUCCAAGGGAGUCUUACUGUGACUGAGUAUGCACAAAAAAUUUGAUAGAUUGGCGAAAUUUGCUCCAGAUCUGGUACCUACUGAUAGAGUGCGAGCACAUCGAUUUGUGGAAGGCUUGAAACCAAUGGUUGCUCGAGAUGCGGAAAUUGUGUCAAGGGGUCAAUUCAGCUAUGCUCAAGUUGUCGAAAUGGCUCUUACGGCUGAGCGGAGUGAAAACAAAAUUUGGAAGGAAAAUGCUGCCAGGAGAGAAUCGAAGAAAGGUGGAGCCAAUUCUAAUGACCACAAGAAACGAGGACAGGACCAGUCCGGGCAGCCAAGUCAAGACAAGAGGUACAAAAGUGAUAACGACCAACGAUUUAAUGGCAGCAGUGGGCGAAACAUUCCAGAAUGCCCUAAAUGUACCAAACGUCAUCUCGACGAGUGUCGCGCAAAAGCAUGAUACAAAUGUGGAAAAGAAGGACACAUCAAACGCAAUUGCCCACUGUGGGGACAGACUGGGAACAGAGCAGAACCCAAGAAAGAUGACAAGUAUGUUCCAGCCAGAGUUUUUGCCAUCACUCAAGCAGAAGCUGAGGCCAGUCCUUCGGUUGUAUCAGGAUCUUGUUCUCAACAAGGAAAUUCGUUGAGGUGCUCGAGGUAGCAAGUGUGGUCUUAGCAACUGAGGUAAGAAGAGUGGACAUCUGUACACAGGGUGUAUGUUAUGCAUACAACUUGGGUUGGUUUGUUAUUUAAUUUGAUAGUGUUGUGAUUUCCUUAUAUUUUGUGAGCAUCAUUAGCACGAGAAUAAUAUUAGGGUCUUGCUGCUUGUGUGAGCAUAACACUUGCAGGUUAUAACAUUAUCAUGGGUGAGUACAACUUAUGGUAAUUAAUUGCCCUGUUGGAUGCCAAGUGUUAGAAUAACACAAGGCAGGGUAGGUUACCUCAUGUCUGAUCAACAUGAGAGAAUAGUUGAUUAUCGUAUGUGAGUAUAAUGUGCGGUAUGAGACUUGAUGUGUGCAUGUGAGAACAACAUGCGUUGUGGAUAUAUUUAUGGAAUGUGAAUUACUGUUGAUUAAUAUUAAAGAGCAAAUUAUGUCAAGUAACUAGUUAGGAGGGUUAUGUCCUACAUAGCUCUUCUUACUGGGUGUUAGC